AUGGUCGCUAUUCCAGGAGGAGUGUUCACAAUGGGCACUGAUGAGCCUGAAAUACAGCAAGAUGGAGAAUGGCCUGCUAGAAGAGUCCACGUUAACAGUUUCUACAUGGAUCAGUACGAGGUCAGCAAUGAGGAGUUCGAGACGUUUGUGAAUUCUACUGGGUACGUUACUGAGGCAGAGAAAUUUGGCGAUUCCUUUGUGUUUGAGGGAAUGCUGAGUGAAGAAGUGAAGGCUGACAUCCACCAGGCAGUUGCAGCUGCUCCCUGGUGGUUGCCUGUGAAGGGAGCCAACUGGAAGCACCCCGAGGGUCCUGACUCCAAUGUCUCCAACAGAAUGGAUCAUCCAGUUCUUCAUGUUUCCUGGAAUGACGCUGUGGCGUUCUGCACAUGGGCAGGGAAACGAUUGCCAACUGAGGCUGAAUGGGAAUACAGCUGUCGAGGGGGCCUUGAAAAUAGACUUUUCCCAUGGGGCAACAAGCUUCAGCCAAAAGGCCAACAUUAUGCCAAUAUCUGGCAGGGAGUGUUCCCAACCAGUAACACUGCAGAAGAUGGAUACAAAGGAACUGCCCCGGUCACUGCGUUUCCUCCCAACGGCUAUGGCUUGUACAACAUGGUAGGAAACGCCUGGGAAUGGACGUCUGACUGGUGGGCUGUUCAUCAUUCGACAGAUGAAGUUCACAACCCUAAAGGGCCCCCGUCGGGGACGGACAGAGUGAAGAAGGGUGGAUCCUAUAUGUGCCAUAAGUCCUACUGCUACAGGUACCGCUGUGCAGCCCGUAGUCAAAACACUCCUGACAGCUCUGCUUCAAAUCUGGGAUUCCGCUGCGCAGCAGACACCUCGCCGGAGCUGCCGUGA
Molecule: messenger RNA, 855 nt
Organism: Pelecanus crispus (Dalmatian pelican)
Lineage: Eukaryota; Metazoa; Chordata; Aves; Pelecaniformes; Pelecanidae
Source: RefSeq, a predicted model, not a curated record